Mangifera indica (mango) is the source of this 1236-nucleotide messenger RNA. Its product is annotated as protein FAR1-RELATED SEQUENCE 5-like. Lineage: Eukaryota; Viridiplantae; Streptophyta; Magnoliopsida; Sapindales; Anacardiaceae. The record is from RefSeq and is a predicted model, not a curated record. Bases 1 to 1236 code for a protein of 411 amino acids. The transcript is spliced from 2 exons.
AUGGAUGAGGAUUAUGAUGUAGCAGGUAAUGAAGAGGAAGGGGAGGAGGAGGAGGAGGAGGAUGAUGAUGAUGAAGAUGAAGAAUUCUCGAGGUUUGGUGACGACAUAUACGGUGUUCCGAGCCAAGACGCUGGCAGAAGUCAAAGUCAUCCUUGCUACAAUGAGGCUGAAUGUAGCACAAGACGUCAUGGCUUUAUGAAUAUUGGAGCAUAUUCAAGUAACAUCCAUAAUCCAAAUCCAUUUGAAUGGGUUCCUGAGCCUGCUAUUGAUGUUGAGAAUACAGGAAUUCAGUGGAAGGUUGGUCACUCCGAUAACAUACGGUACGAGCUUGAGUGCGUACACCCACAAUGUAAAUGGUGGGCACGAGCGACGAGAGAGCAAGACGGAGACUAUUGGGUCUUACGACGUAUGGAUGAGACCCACACUUGUCCGCGAGAUCAAAUAUUGCCACAUCACAGACAAGCAGGUGCCGAAUCGUUAGGUAACAUACUUAAGUCCAUGUUCGUGGUUGAUCGUAUUUAUCGACCAAAGGAAAUUAUUUCAGACAUAGCAGAUAGGUAUCGGAUUGACAUAUCGUACACGCAAGCAUGGCGUGCCAAAACAUAUGCAAUAAAUGCAUUACGAGGAUCUCUAGAAGAGUCUUUCGGUAUAUUACGUGAGUACUGUCAUAAUUUAGAGCUUAAGAACCCAGGAACUAUGACACGUAUUGAUGUCGAUCUGCAAAAUAGGUUCAAGUUUUUUUUCAUGUGUAUGGGGUGUUCUAUACGAGGGUUCCAACAAUUCUGUCGUCCGGUGAUAUGCAUUGAUGCUUCACACUUAAAAGGAAAGUAUCUUGGGUCUUUUUUCAUUGUUGUUGCCAAGGACGGUAAUAAUCAAAUUUACCCACUUGCAUUCGGUAUUGGGCACAAAGAGGGACUAGAUACAUGGACGUCGUUUUUGACAUACCUUCGCAUGUGCAUUGGUGAUUUGCCGGAUUUGGCUAUUAUUUCUGAUCGUCAUCAUUCAAUAAUUGCGGCGGUCGCGAACGUAAUGCCUCACGCUCGUCAUGGGUUUUGUAAUUUCCAUAUCAAGGGUAACAUGCGUUCGCAGUUCAAAAAUACUAAACAUAUUGAAGGACUAUUUUGGAGAGCUGCUAAGGCAUAUCGUCUCACGGACUUUCAAGCCGCUAUAAAUAGAAUUGCUAGAGUAAAUCCCGCUGUAGCAACCUAUUUGACCGACAUUGGGUAUGACAGAUGA